Guillardia theta CCMP2712 is the source of this 1610-nucleotide messenger RNA. RefSeq lists its product as hypothetical. The record is from RefSeq and is a predicted model, not a curated record. Gene Ontology annotation, cellular component: cytosol. Gene Ontology annotation, molecular function: adenosylmethionine decarboxylase activity. The coding region runs from base 287 to 1507 and encodes 406 amino acids. The transcript has 5 exons. Gene Ontology annotation, biological process: spermidine biosynthetic process; spermine biosynthetic process. Lineage: Eukaryota; Cryptophyceae; Pyrenomonadales; Geminigeraceae.
GAAAGAAGAUCGGCCAUAGCCUUCGCUCUUCCAGGAGCCUCGUUCUUUCAUACCCCUCGUCCUACUUGCAAAUUUUCCAGCAAGCAGGCAAUAGCCAUCUCACCGAGUGAGGGCUAUUGUUGAAGUGUUGCUGGAGCCUUUCUGAUUUCGACGGCUCCGCUCAACCGACAUUACAUCCGCCCUCCCUAGCAUAGGUUGGGCGGUUUUUUAUUGAUCUUUCAUUGCCAUUGUUUUUAGAGAACCCUUUCCUCCCCCUCAAACUUACAUGCCAUCCCAAUUCAACAACAUGCCCGAGAUCAUCGAGACCAACCAGUUGUUCUGCUUCGAAGGGUCCGAGAAGAAAAUGGAGAUUGACUUCAGGCCCAUUGAUGGUGGAGAUACUGACACCAUCGACAUUAACGGAGGCCUCCGUCAAUACAACAGAGAGUUCUGGUCGGACAUUGUGGCCAUCCUCAAUGGAACUAUCCUUCUGGCGGAUCCCCAGGAGAAGUUUGACGCUUACCUGAUCUCCGAGUCCUCCCUCUUCGUCUAUAACGACAGAGUGAUCAUCUUGACUUGUGGCACCACCUUGCUGUUGAAGACUCUUCCAGCCAUCAUGAAGGCCGGCGCUGACGUAGGCCUCGAGGUCUGCUGGUUCCAGUACUCCCGCAAGAACUUCUUGUUCCCGGAACAGCAGAGCUUCCCUCAUACAUCCUUCGACCAAGAAGUUCACUUCCUUCACGAGUAUUUUCCUACUGGAAGGCCCUUCAUCAUGGGCCCUCUCAGCUCCGAUCACUGGUACCUCUUUGUUGCUGAUUUCAUCCGCCGAGAGACCCCGGACGGCAGCAGGAAGAUCGUUGAUCGCGAUCAGAUGCUCAACAUCUACAUGUACGGAAUCGACCCCCAAGUGGCACAGUACUUCAUGAAGGCAGAUCCUUUGAUCAUCCCCUCCAUCUUCGAAGAUUUUUCUGCAGACUCCAACAACGUCGAGAAGGAACAGACGAAGGAGCUCGGCAACCAAAGCGAGUUUUGUGCAACUGGGGACGAAGCCUCGGAUCGCAGCGGUAUCUCUUCGCUGUUGGAGCAUGAUGGCAAAGUGGUGCACUCGCAUCUCUUCGAGCCAUGUGGAUACUCGAUGAAUGGGCAGGCGGCCGAUGGCAGCUCGUACUGGACGAUUCACAUCACCCCGGAGGCACAUUGCUCAUACGCCUCCUUCGAGACCAACUUCUCGUGCGACAGCUACCACCACUUGAUCGCUCGCGUGCUCGAGGUCUUCCGUCCUGCCAAGUUCACGACGGUGGAGCAUGUGGACGCAGAUUCGCGCAUUGGCAUCGCUGGUCCUGUCUGCCCGGCCUCCCUGGACGGAUACGACCUUGCUGGAAGGACCUUCAACGAGUUUGGCACCAAGGAUUAUGUAGUGCAGAUGUGCAACUACGUGUCGAAGACAGCUCAGUACGUCGCUCCCCCUCCCCCUCUCCUAAGGGCUCCUCCUCUCCACAAGUCCGACAGUGGCGAAUGGAGCAAGUGAAGCAGGGAUGGUGCAUGUAACAUCGCAUUGUUGUUUACAUGUAACAUUAAUGAGUUGCUUAUUGACUUGUGUAGCACCAGCAAUAAACUUCUUGAUUGAACAU